Messenger RNA from Mollisia scopiformis, 546 nucleotides. RefSeq lists its product as uncharacterized. The coding region runs from base 1 to 546 and encodes 181 amino acids. The transcript has 3 exons. NCBI's taxonomy places the organism in Eukaryota, Fungi, Ascomycota, Leotiomycetes, Helotiales, Mollisiaceae. The record is from RefSeq and is a predicted model, not a curated record.
AUGUUCGGUAGAAAGAAAAACAAUCAUUCAGAAGGCCAUGGCCCUCAAUCAGCCCCAACUUGGGACAUCCCUGUAUUCUUCGGCCUUAUGUUCCUCCUCUCCAUCGCAGAAUUAUUCUUCACAAUCGAUUCGUUCCAGUACCUCCAGAAAACGCACACAUGGCAUUCCACGACCGAGCGCGCAAGACUGGCGUUCCUGAUCUUCUCCUGCGUGAGGACGAUUGCAUUAAGUGCUGUAUACCUCGGAUUUCACUGUGCUACGAAGAUCUUCCAUAGCAUGUUCCACACGAUAUUUUUGGUCAUCUCAACGAUACUUUGGGUUGUGUCUGGCGUCUUGAUUCAUACGAUGUGGGGUUUUAUAAUCUGCAAUCAAGGCGUUGGCCCCAUCAAAGGAGGCUUGACUGAAUGUCAUGAGCUUAAGAUAAUAGAGAUUAUUGCAUGGGUGUUGGCUGGAGUGAGCGUCAUAGCAACUGUGCCUGUUGUGAUCAACUCAACGAAGAGACGGAAGAGAGAGGCAGAUAUGAAGAAGACGCACAACUCUGGAUGA